AUGAACAGCACCCCAGGAGACAUGAGAGAUGCUCCUGCCCCCAGCCACCGGCAGUGUCUCCUGCCCUCUGUGGCGCACACUCCCUCUGUCACCGAGGUGACACCAGCUAAGAAGAUAACCUUCCUCAAGCGGGGGGAUUCCCGAUUUGCUGGGGUUCGCCUGGCUGUUCAUGAGCGCACUUUCAAGACCUUCAGCGCCCUCAUGGACGAGCUGUCUCAGCGCAUGCCUCUGUCCUUCGGUGUGCGCUCUGUCACCACACCCCGGGGCUUACAUGGCCUCAGUGCCCUGGAGCAGCUACAAGAUGGCGGCUGCUACAUCUGUUCUGAUAAGAAGCCCCUGAAAACUCCCAGAGAGCCAGGCCAGCUGCAAAGGAAAAGCCCCUCUGCUGGGCAGUCACGGGGUUUUGAAGGUGGGCAUGAAGCUCCAGAAACAGCCUCUUCCUGGAAGGGUCCAGUGGCCCCGAGGAGGCUGACACUGGUGAAGAAUGGGAAUCCUAGAUGCCAGCAGACAGUGGUUGUCAGUCACAAGGACACCAGGAACCUGAAGGCCUUCCUCAGCAAAGCCUCCGAGCUGCUGCGCUUCCCUGUGAAGCAGGUGUACACAGCCAGUGGGAAGAAGGUGGACUCUCUGCAGACACUCCUGGAUGGUCCCUCCCUGCUGGUGUGUGCUGGGAAUGAGGCCUUCAGACAACUGGAGACGGAAAAUGAUAAAAGGCACAGGACCAGAACCUUAUCUGGUGUGACUGCAAGGAGUGGACGGGGUUGCUGGGGACCAAACGCCAAGCAGAGCAUGAUGCACUCAAGGGCCAGGUCUGGCUGCAGGUUGCAGCAGUUUUCCUUGAUGUCAGAGAGAUCUGGUCUCAGUGGCCAUCCGGCAUCUGGUCAGCAAACCUGGGCAGGGCCUGCUUUGCACAAGCACCCUCGGGACACACCUGGCCCACCUGGCUCCUUGGUGGCUGCUGAUGACGUAGAGAAGAAGGUCUGCAUGAAUGAAGACGGCAGUCUGUCUGUGGAGAUGAAAGUCCGCUUCCAAAUUCUGCGCGAGGAUGCCCUGCGGUGCUCGCAGAGGGUGGGGCAGGCCAGUGUCUUCGCCCCAGCCAGUGGGGAGGGCCAGGUCCUGAGGGAGGCUGAUCCCUUCUGCUGCAAACAGGAGGGCCACCCUUGGGGGUUCUUUUCUCAUGGGGCCCAGGGCCUGGAUCCCUGUGAUGGAGGAUACCAGGGAGCCUUUGAUACGGACCAGCAAUCACAGCCCAACUAUGACAUUUGGAGGAACCCUCUGACCACCCCUGGGGGUGCAGGUUCAACUCAGAGGAGGAGGUGGGGCCUGUCUAAGCUCUCUGGACGCAGGAGCCACUGGAACCAGGGGGCCAGUGAUAAGAAAGGACAUAGCAACAAUAGUCCCGUCUCAGGUCCCAGGCACCCUAGAAGUGCCCAGCCAAGUUCCUCCUGUCCCUGGACUUCAGAAGGUGAGACAGACAGUGACACCUUGCAUCCAGUCUCCUCAACUUCUUCCCUAAGUGGGGCUGAGCUAGGAGCUGGUAAGGACCGCUGUCUAGAGGACACAGCAUCCUGUGGCUUGGGAUCUGAGACCCAAGUUAUAGAAAAAGCCCUUUCUGAUACAUCGGUCAGUGCUGAGUCUCAUGAGAUGUCUAGUGAGUGUUGUGAGCAGCACCACAGAGGCUCAGGCCAGGUGAGGGUCACGGUUUCCCAGGGGCAAGCCACCCAAGGUGACAGGCCCUGUGUUUCCACCCAGAGCCCCUCACCUUUGAGCCACAUGCACCUUCAGACAGAGAACUAUACCCAGAGUACCAGGUACCAGGAGGUUCGAGGUAAGCCUGAUCUGAGGCUGUCCUUGGUUCCAGACCAUUCUGCCACUCAGGACACACAGAGAUGCAUGCUCCCAGCUCCUGCCGGUGCCCCAGACCAAUGGAGGCAGAAAAAGCAUAAGAGGCCAGCUGGUAUUGUGUGCUUACCUGGUGCCUCUGUCCCUUACCAAAGGGCUCAGAAAGGCCAUGCCAGGCAGUGUCACUAUUGCAGGGACACUCAAUCCUCACUGGACACAGACUUGCAAAAGCAAAUGCCUGAGGAAGGAGAACAGGCCUACCCAGGAGGCCUAGCACCACGGUUUUCUCCUCACUCACCCAGUGCUGGGAAUCAGGCCUCCGGGGAUCUUAGAUCACCAUUCUCCAGUUCUCUUGACUUUCAAGACCCGCAAACCACCAGCAUAGCCACCAUCCUACCCACGAGUGACUCAGACUGUGCUUCCAGCUUUUGCCAUCCUAACACUCGCUCUGCAGAGCCAGCAGGGGACACCGAGUGCCCAGCUCACUCUCCAGCUUCCACACCUGUCCACAGCAGAGAGGUUGAUUGUCUGUGGGACAAGGCAGGGACCCACCCUGAGCCUUUUUCAUCCUCUGUUUUGCUAGACAGACAGCCUGAGGCAGAAGAUCCAAGAACCUACCAAGAUUGCUGUGGCUUACAGGUGGCAACAUACCCUGUCCUCACAGGCCCCAGUGGUCAAACACAGGCCCCCAUCUCUGAGGCCUACUGGGGGACCGGAAGCUUCUGCCCAACUCCCCCCCAGGAGCAAAGAUGUUCCAGAAAGGAUCCUACAAGUAGCAGUAGCCCCAGCAGUGACCAUGGUCAAGCUGAUGGUCAGGCAGAGCCCAGAAAGACUCUGAUGGGCAAGUCCCCUAGUAUCAGCCUUGAGGAACAGGAAGGAGAUGGUGGUGUGACACCCAGUGCACUACCCUACUCCUCUCCUGAUGCUGUGGUUCGUGAGUGGCUAGGCAACAUCCCAGAAAAUCCGGCACUCAUGACAUGUGAUAUGGAAGGUGAGACCACAAAGGUGGCCAGUGAUGGUCCAGAAAGUUCUGAGGAGGAACUUGUCGAUGGCUAUUCUCUGAAAGUCCUGAGGGAACUGGCUCAGGCUAGACAGCAACCCCUAGAAGGGGCCACUGAUGAGCAGCCAGAGACAGCAGGAGACCUCCCUGGGACUGGGUCUGUGUGCUGCAAACCAGAAAGUGAUCCCUGCCAUGAUGCAGCAUCAGGUGGAGGAGUGGAGGCCCCUGCAGAAGCUGGAAUAGGAGAAGGGAUCGCUGUGGACCAUGGUUUGAGCCCAUGUGCACUCCCCAGCAGGGUCUCAGCCUCCACACAGAUCAUGAAGGCCCUGCUGGGCUCCAAGCCAGGCCGGCCCAGCAGUCUCCCAGAGGUCUCCAGCACAGUAGCUCAGAGGCUCAGCUACUCUGCUGGGAGCCUCAUUGCCUGCCUGGCCAGGCUCCAUUUCUUUGAUGAGGAUCUGGGACCUCCGGGUGGCAAUGUGAGGCUUGAAGAAUCCCCCAAGUACAAGGAGAUUCUGAGCAUCUCCAAGGCCUUGUGGCCUGGAAGUGUGUUUGGGCAAGGCCAGCUGGACAUGGACAGUGGCCUCAGAAAGCUCACUUCCCACCAGGCUCUGCUGGGGACUGAGGACUUCACCCCCACCUCCUCCUCUGGUGUAGAUGUCAGCAGUGGCUCGGGAGGCUCAGGCGAGGGCAGCGUGCCCUGUGCCACGGCUCCAGAGAGGGCAGAUUUACCCUUGAAAAUCCCCUCCCCAAGACCCGAUUCCAGGAACCAGGGGUACCCAGAGGUACCGAGUCAUUCCACAGCCUCACCUGACCCCCAGGUGUGGGCUUGUGCCACCAGUGGGGAGGAGUCAAGUAAAAGUGGCAGGGAGCAGACGUGGGACACGGCUCCGGAACAAGCAGCGGAAAGCACAAUGCUGGAAGAGGAGGCACAAUCCCAAGAGACAGAAGGGAGGGUAAGAGAGAGGCUCCAGGAAGAUGGUGUCCAUGGGAAAGAGCUUCCAGAAGAAAGGGCUGGAGUCUGCAGUCAGGAAAUGCUCCAAGCUGGCUCUCGGGAUGGGGAGCGCUCACCGGAAAACACCAGAGCGUCAAAAGAUGAAGAAGGAGGAGAUGCUACCUCUGGAGGAUUAUGGCCCCCAGAUGGGAGAGCGGAACCCACAGAGUCCCCCCGCAGCUUCAGCGAGAGCAACUCAAAUGUUAGUGAGAGUCAAAGGGUUCGUGUGUCGGAGAUGGGGUUGGAAGAGAUGUCUGGAGCGGCUGCAACGGGCUGCAAGCAAGCCUGUAUCGAGGCCAGCUCGGGGACCAGGAAGACGAACACACCCACAGCCCACAGGGAAUCUCUGGACCCUGACCCAAUCUGGGUGUCCAAGCUGCUGAAAAAGAUAGAGAAAGACUUCAUGGCUCACCUGGCUGGUGCCACAGCAGAACUCCGAGCCCGAUGGAACCUUCCUGACGACAGUCUGCUGGACCAGAUGGUGACUGAGCUCGAGCAGGAUGUGGGCCGACGACUUCAAGAAAGCACUGUCAGGGAAGUGAGGAAGAUCCAGAGCCGGGUAGGGAGGAUGGUCCCAGAGCCACCCAGAGAAGCCCUCAGAGGCCAGACAUCUCUGCAAACAGAGCUGCGCAGGCGCCGUCUUCAGGGUUUGCGUAACUUCUCAGCCUUGCCUGGCCAGAGCGCCCUCUCCCUCAGCCUGGAGGAUGGGCCCAUUCUCAGUGCAGCCUUAGGGACCAGCCCAGGUGUGGGGGUCAUGAGGGAUGAGUUCUGUCCCUGUGAAGUCUGCCUGAAGAAGAAGAUGACCUUUCAAUUCCCAAAGGAUGCCACAGCAGCCUCCAGCGCACCGGUCAGAAAGGCCUUUGACCUACAGCAGAUUCUACAGAACAAGAAAGGAGGUAGGGACAGAGAGGCCAUGGAGCUGGCCCCUCAGAAGACAGGGACGGCUGUGCCUCAGGAGGACCUUGGAUCUGUCCAGGGAACUGUUGGGAAGCAGGAGCUGCUGUUGAGCGUGGGGCCUGGGGUAGAUGAGGGAGGGGAAGGGGAAGGGAGGCUGAGGACGAGAGAAGAGAAGGAUCCUGAGCUCCUCAAUGUAGAAGGAGCUGGUUGCCAUGGGACAGAAGAAGAUGCAGCCAUUGUGAGAGAAAGGGAACUCCAUGUCAGUGUUGCACGAGAAAGCCGACAGUUAGAGGAGGGUGGGACUGAAAAGGGAGAAGCCCUGUACCAGGGCUUUAGGGAUAGAGAGGCUUUGGAGGCUUUAGGAAGACAGGGUGAUGGUGGUCACUCUGUGGAUACUCAGGACACUUCAAGAGAAAGACAGCCAGAGAUAGAAGGAGGAAGUCAAGAUGAAAAGGAGAACAGUACUUGGGUUAGUUCCGGAGAGGGCCAGAGGAGGGUGGUUUCUGAAAACAACAGCCUAGACCAAGAGGGGAGGCUCCACAAGUGUCACAGAAGGCCAGGCCCCCAAUGCCACCAUGCGGCACUCUGCUCCCAGGCAUCAUCUUUGGGCAGCUGCUCACAGGUAUCUCAGAAGAGCUCAGAAGAAGACCUUUCAAGGGGAGAACUCAAGUGCACCAAAGACAAGCACAGCCAGGUCUCCCAUGCGGAGAGAAAAGUCACCAUGAUGUGCCCGGAAAGUUCUUCUGAACAAGAAGUCUCCUCCAGCCCAAGACCUCCAAAGCAGGGGGAAGGAGAAGAAGUCUGUCAUGCGGAAGAUGAAGGGACAGCUGGAAGUUUGGUUUGUAGUCAACUUGGGGGUAGGCCAGAUGGCUUUGGCCAGGACGAUUUAGAUUUCUAG
Messenger RNA from Arvicola amphibius (Eurasian water vole), 5628 nucleotides. RefSeq names its product RP1 like 1 (gene Rp1l1). Lineage: Eukaryota; Metazoa; Chordata; Mammalia; Rodentia; Cricetidae. The record is from RefSeq and is a predicted model, not a curated record. Gene Ontology annotation, cellular component: axoneme. Gene Ontology annotation, biological process: intracellular signal transduction; photoreceptor cell development; axoneme assembly. The transcript has 3 exons. The coding region runs from base 1 to 5628 and encodes 1875 amino acids.